UGUUUCCCUUAAGGAACUGAGUGCAGUCAGUUUGUCAGUUGUCAACAGGCUGAGCGAGAAAACGAGCCGUUGGUACAACUCGGUACGUGGAGCUGAGACGUUAACGUGACCGUGUUGAGAAAAGCGUUCAUUUGGUCCGGUGUCGCCAGAUUAAAAAAAAACAAAAACAUGAACUCCCCUCGACACGAAGCCCCCUGAGAGCCGUGCACAUGCGAAACCCGACUCCGCAUUAGGCAGAUGCGAGUCCCAGGCUGGAUUGAAUGGCACCGAGGAGACAAGACUGACUCAUUGGGAGCACUGCAAUGACUAGCCAUGCAGAGAGUGCUCCAUCGACGGAAAAAACGCCCCCCGCCUCGUCGCCCAAGCUCCAUGUCCAGCGAUCGUCAUCAAAGGACACCGUCACCAUCCACUUCUCAGCUCUUGGGAAGGAGGAAGAGGAGGAGGAGGAUGAGGAAAAAGAGCUGUACAGGGCAAGUGGCCCCACUACUUCAGCUGAUCAGGAUGACGCAAACAUUGUCACAGCCUUGGAAGCCAGUGAGGAGAUGUUUGACGACGUGUCCUUGACAUCUUUGAUAUCUGACAAGGUUGCCGUUGUGACUGAAUCAUCCAGACUUUCUACAAAUCCAACCAACAGUUCUCCCACACGAACUUUGUCAUCUCAUAGUUCUGAGCAAAAAGGCUCAACCUCUAACUCGUAUCCCACUAAAUCUAUGAGCUUUCCCUCCAGUGAUAAACCCUUCCUCAGCCUGCUGAAGUCUCUCUCCUCCGACAUUGAGCCUCGUGAUGGGAUCUCUCCUGUUGCUGCUCCAACAGUAAAGCAUAGGCACCUGAUGAAGAAUCUUGUCAAAUCUCUAUCUUCGGAUACGUCCCAGGACUCCUCCUCUUCCACCGCAUCCUACCGGCUUCCAGAAUCCCGCCUCAACCUGCAACUCUUCAAGCAAUUCACACAGUCCAGGAUGCCGUCUGCUGCCACGUCGUCGGCCGGUAAUUCUAAAACUGCCCCUUCCUCUCCCUUAACCUCGCAAGAUAACCGCAGCUUCUUCAAAGUCUCUGAGGUUGAGGCAAGGAUUGAAGACACUAAACGGCGGUUCUCUGAGGCCAUCUCGGAGCCGCUCCAACUGCUGAGUAAGAUGAUAGAUGAAAAGAGUGCCGGCAGUAUUUACCGGCCCAAGGCCCUCUCUGCAAGUGCCUCAGAACUAUCCAACGUUACUUCUAUCAAUGGCCACCAGGAGAGCAACAACAAUUACUGCAUCAAGGAGGAGGAAGGUGCUGACCUGGAGGCUGAGACCCCCAGCAGCAGGGCUUCUGGUUCAGCUGAAUCACCCUUUGUGCCCACUGACACUAAGAGUCCCAACACAUCUUUGAUUUCCAUGACAAUGGACAAAUGCUCCAUGUCCGCUCUCGCCAGACAUGAGUAUGACGACUUUUGCAUCCUUAGCAGUGAGGACUUUGAGACUUCUGCCGACACAGACGGGGAUGGUGGCAAUAGAACUGAUGAUACUGGAAGUCAAAGUAAAGUGCCACUAAGUGGCACCACUGAACCAUUCAGUGAAGAUGAAUCUGAAAGUACGGAACCAGCACCCAGCGUUCCUUACUAUACUCUAAUCAUCCUCACUGUGCUGGUCUACGGGUAUUUUGUAUUACCUCUACCGAGCUAUGUAGGAGGAAUGCUGCUUGGGCUUGGACUGGGAUUUCUUUUAGCCAUUGGUGUUGUGUGGCUCACGGGACCAAAACCUUCUGGCAGCACUUUUAGACAGUCCAGACAGCAUGGGAAGCUGUGGAAUCCGACCAGGUUGGACAUUAAGGAACCGGAUAUCUAUAAGGGCUGGAUGAAUGAGAUAUUGAACUAUGACCCGGAGACGUACCAUGCCACACUGACACACUCUGUGUAUGUCCGGCUGGAGGGCUCCAUCAUUCGUCUGAGUAAACCCAACCACAAUGUUGCGCGCCGUGCAACACACAACGAACCAAAACCCGAGGUCACCUACGUCAGUCAGAAGAUCUAUGACCUCACCAACUGCAAAGUAUACCUAGCGCCUCGCAGCUUGGCCAGGAAACGUGUAUGGAAUAAAAAGUACCCCAUAUGCCUGGAACUUGGCCAACAGGAUGACUUCAUGUCAAAGGCCGACGGGGACCGGGGGGAGGCCAGCGACAGCUUAGACACCAGGGACAAAGGGGAGGUGGCAGGAGGAGGAUCGGAACAAGGGGGGUCGUCCUCCAGUAGAGACCUGACCCUCUAUCUGUUUGGAAGGACUGGGAGGGAGAAGGAGGAAUGGUUCCAGCGCUUUCUAUCGGCUUCCAAGCCAAAGGCCGACUUGAAAGCUUCAAGUUUUGCUUGGACCAAGAGUGCUCCGAGGUCUCACAGUCGCAGCAGCAGCCGUGGCAGUCUGGAUGAGGCACUGACGUCUCAGCUCAGGUCAAAGGACGCCUCAGUGCCAGCGGGCGCUGCCAGAACCAAACCCUUAUUGGACUACAAUGUAUACAUGGCCUCCUUGCUGCCAAAAGAGGCCGUAGUCAGCCCUGCUGCUCCCAGCCCUGCUCUCCACAGUCCUCAGAGCAGCCCUGGGGCUGAUAAGAAGCUUCAGAGCACAACUCCGGUACAACCCAGGGAUGAAGAGGAGCAGCAGGAUGAGAAGGAGGCAGAUGCUGUUGCCUGGGUUAAUGCGACUCUUGGCCGGGUUUUCUGGGACUUCUUGGGCGAGCCCUACUGGGCUGAACUGGUCUCACAGAAGAUUCAGAUGAAGCUCAGCAAGAUACGGUUGCCUUACUUCAUGAAUGAGCUAACCCUGACAGAACUGGACAUGGGCUCGGCCACUCCCAGAAUCCUUGGGGCAUCCAAACCUUCCAUUGACUACAGAGGCCUGUGGUUUGACCUGGAGAUCUCCUACAGUGGCUCCUUUCUGAUGACCCUGGAAACUAAGAUGAACCUCAUUCGUCUGGGCAAGGAGGAAGAAAGUGUCCGCUUCGGGGAAUUUGGCAAAGACGGACCCAGGCCACGGACUUACUGCCUGGCUGAUAGUGAUGAAGAGUCUUCCAGCGCAGGCUCAUCCGAUGAGGAAGAUUCCUCAGAUCUCACAAAUGACUCUGCUGGAGCAGAGGGUUUGGUCGGAGGCCACAAACCCAGCAAGAUCAUGCGCUUUGUGGACAAGAUCGCCAAGUCCAAAUACUUCCAGAAGGCCACAGAAACAGAGUUCAUUAAAAAGAAGAUGGAGGAAGUGUCCAACACACCUCUCCUGCUUACAGUGGAACUGCAGGAACUCAAAGGAAUGCUUGCUGUCAACAUACCGCCUCCACCCACUGACAGGAUAUGGUAUGGCUUCCGAAAACCGCCUCACCUUGCACUGAAGGCACGACCCAAACUGGGGGAAAGAGAAGUGACUCUGGCUCACGUUACGGACUGGAUAGAGAAAAAACUGGACCAAGAAUUCCAGAAAAUCUUUGUAAUGCCAAACAUGGACGACGUGUGGCUGACCAUCAUGCAUCCUGCCAUGGACCCACGCACAGGCGGCACAGCGGACCCAGAGCCGGCCCCGUCAGAGAAGGACAGCACAUAGCCCACCAUGAAGGUUGUUUACAGUAUUUCCUACUGCUUGUGAAGUCUGGGACUGGAGCCAUAUUCGAAAGAUCAGACACUAACGCAAAUCCAUUCCCGUAGAGGAGACCGGGUUGAUUGAAGAACAGGGUAUACUCGACCAAGAAAACACUAGAGACAAAAUGUUGCUUGCUGCCAGAAGAAGAGGUGAUUUGACUUUGAAGGAUUUAUCAGCCGUAGGUGACUGUUGAAUAGGGACUGAUAUGUGAAGAGAGUCACGUUUGGCUCAGAAUUUAGGUUGGUGAAAGUUAAUAAGGUGAAUAUAUAGGGAUACAAGUAUACAAAUGUACUAUGAAUAUUUUGAUGUGUAAGCAAUUACCAUGUAACUAACAGCUCGCAGACGACACGUUUCUGCUAACGUUAUGGGGUGAGAUGGAGCUCGCUUAUAGAAACGCACACGGUGGAUUUCUACAAUCUGACAGUAUAUUUAAAUUGAAGGAGUUUCAUUUUGAACCAUCGGGAGUUUUAAUUUCCAUCUGAUAUUGAACAACGGUUAACAAAGGUUUAUUGGAAAGGCUUGAGUUCUAGAUGUUGGAUCCAUUUACCAUACAAACAUUAAACUUGUAAGUGGCUUUCUGGCAGCAGUUUUUCACCAGGUGUUAACAGUUAACAGUAUUAAUUUGUGCUGUGAACAUACCCAGAACACCUCCCUUUAUUUGCCAAGAUGCCAUUUCAUUUUUAUUUUUCAUAUGCCAAUGAUGCCGUUAUCCAUGUCUAGAUGGAAAUAAUGCUGAAGAGCAGCAAGUGUACAUUAGGAAAAGUGUCAAACUGUGUAAAUUCCAUGCUACACAUACACAAUACGUGCAAUGAUUAAAUCGCUAACUUGUAUAGUGUAACUAUUAUAUAAAAGCUUAUGUCUGAGAAGUUCGAGAUCUCUAACAUGCCUAUUGAAUGUAUGUGUGGUUAGUUUUGGUUCCUAUUGUUGUAUGACAAUAGUUUUUUUUUUUUUUUUUUUUUUUUUACCCAGUCACGUUGGCUGUAGUAUGCAAAUUAUUGCACAAAAUCUUUUUGUCUUAUGAUAAACACUAUAUUAUCUUAUCAUUUUCCAGAUGGGUCGGUCAAUCACAUAAAGUACCAAGUGGUGUAUUUAUUUAUACAUCAUUUCAGCUUAAUUGUGUUUAUUUGAAUGACUAUGAUGAUGUUGUUCGAAGUUAAUUUAAAUGACCAACUUUGAUAUGUAACAGUGCUUUAAAAAGCCUCUACUAGCUAUACUGUAUGUACAAUUUUAUGAAGUUAAGGUACGUACUGUAUAGUAGAGCAUCUAUUGCCAAGAAUGUAGCCUUAAUCUGCAGGUUCCCUUUUUGAAAAUGCCUUUUUAACAGUGUCAUAUUUGUAAUUAAGCCAAAGUCCUUUGAUUAGGCCUAAAGUGCCAGAUUUCUGUCUGCUCAAAGGUACAGAUUCUGUAUUGAUAAAGCAUUUGAGGUUAUAUUAACAAAUGUGCUACAAUGCAUUAAAAUUGUUUACAGAAAUUACCAUAUUUUGCUCUCAAAGGAUGCUAAAGCACUGUAACACAAGAUGGCUUUUUUUCUGUGUGAUUGUCUUUUCCUCUUUGGCUUGUCUUAUUUUCUUGAGUGUUUGUGAAUGCCUACACAUGGGUUAUGGUUUCAUGUCUUUGGAAUAAACAGAAUUAAUUUGAGGAUAUAUGAAGCUAAUGUCGGGAUUUGUAUCUGUGAAUAAUUGACUUUUUAAGAUAAGAUUUUAAGGCCAAAAUCAGUGAUUAGCCACAGUGUAUAUGCCUUAUUUAUAUAGCAAAAAUAAAAGCAAAAGUUGGUAAACCUUU
Molecule: messenger RNA, 5372 nt
Organism: Pungitius pungitius (ninespine stickleback)
Lineage: Eukaryota; Metazoa; Chordata; Actinopteri; Perciformes; Gasterosteidae
Product: testis-expressed protein 2-like
Exons: 13
Coding region: 303-3554 (1083 amino acids)
Cellular component (GO): endoplasmic reticulum
Molecular function (GO): lipid binding
Source: RefSeq, a predicted model, not a curated record